AUGUCUACAACCAAACAUUUAUCAAAAUUAUUCCCAGCUUUAGCCAAAAAUAAAAGAGAUGGUCAAAACUUUUUAGAUAUUUGUUUUUCACUCUCAAAUAAAGGUGUUGGUACUAAAAUCUGUAAAAAGAAUUGGUCAGAACCUGAAACCUAUUGGACUGUCACUAAAACUAAAUUUAUUAACUCACCAUUAACCAACAAUGCUAUGCAUGGUAAAGCUUUUGGUAUUUUAACUUGGAACGGUAAAACUGAUAAUAAAGAACAAGAAAUCACCAACUCACUCGAUAAAAAUUGGUCACUUUACCCAUACAGCCCAUUAAAUAUUACAAGAACUGUUGAAACUGAAGAACAACCAGCCGAAGAAUCAACUGAACAACAAUAA
Molecule: messenger RNA, 381 nt
Organism: Dictyostelium purpureum
Lineage: Eukaryota; Evosea; Eumycetozoa; Dictyosteliales; Dictyosteliaceae
Exons: 2
Coding region: 1-381 (126 amino acids)
Biological process (GO): mitochondrial translation
Cellular component (GO): mitochondrion; mitochondrial small ribosomal subunit
Molecular function (GO): structural constituent of ribosome
Source: RefSeq, a predicted model, not a curated record